AUGCGUGUUUUAAAUGUAGCAGAAAAGCCCUCAGUUGCAAAGGCGCUCUCGGAGAUUUUGUCAAACGGCGGCGCGCGGUCCAGCAGCGGGUUCAACAAGUACUGCCGGGUGCACAAGUUCCAGUGCUCGUUUGCCGGGCAGGAGGCGCAGAUGGUUUUCACGAGCGUUCUGGGACACCUGUACUCUCUGCAGUUUGAAAGGAAAACCGCGUGGCACGAAAUAGACCCGGUGCAGCUGUUCGACGAAAAGGUGUGCUGGGAGAUUCCUGCCAACAUGCAGGACGUGUCCAAGACGCUGUCCGAGCUUAGCGCCCAGUGCAGCAUGCUUGUCAUUUGGACAGACUGCGACCGGGAGGGAGAGAACAUAGGCAUGCAGAUUGCAAAUCUGGUGAAGGACAAGAUAGGCACUGUCCGGCGCGCCAGGUUUUCGGGGCUGAGCAGGUACGAGGUGCUCCGGGCUCUUGAGAGCCUGGACAGCAUCAACAAAAACGAGGCAACGGCUGUGGCGUCUCGAAUAGAAAUAGACCUGCGGAUCGGCGCUGCAAUAACCAGGUUGCAGACCCUGCAGCUGCAGGACAUUCUGGAAAAAAAGGCAGUGAUCAGCUAUGGAAGCUGCCAAAUCCCAACGCUUGGGUUUGUGUGCGAGAGGGAGGAGAGCAUGGAGGAGUUUGUGGAGGAAAAAAACUGGACUCUGCAGGCCGAGGUGAAGAGCAACGGGGAGCGCGGCACGUUCGACUGGGCCCGGGGGAAGAUAUACGACGAAGAGUAUGUGCGGGCCAAGCACGAGUGGGUGAGCGGGUUUCCGAUGACUGUUAGCAAGCUGGAGAAGAAAAAGGUGCAGAAGUGGCGGCCGUAUCCUCUUCGGACAGUGGAGCUGCAGAAGUUCUUUGCAAAGGGGCAGGGAAUUAGCAGCUCGCACGAGCUUAUGGGCAUAGCCGAGUCCCUGUACACGUCAGGAUACAUCAGCUAUCCAAGGACGGAAACAGACGCGUUUCCGCAGGGGUUCAACUACAGCGAGCCGCUUGGCAUGCUAAAGUCCGACCCGGUGCUUAGAGACUAUGCCGCGCGCCUGAAGCCUGUGCGCCCGCUGGCAGGGAAAAACAACGACCAGGCACACACCCCCAUAUACCCGCUUAAGGCCGGGACAGGCCUGAAGGGGAAAGACCGGAUGGUGUACGAGUAUGUCGCCAGGCGGUUUCUGGCCUGCUACAGCGAGAAUGCGGAGGGAGAGGAGGAGCUGAUUGAGUGCUUGGUGCGGGGCGAGUGCUUCGUGCGAAAAACGCUAAAGGUGCUGAAAAAGAACUACCUGGAGGUGUUUAUAUAUGAAAAGUGGGGGGACACCGAAGCGGACCUGGGCGUCUGCCUGGGGCAGGAGGUUUUCUCGGAGGUGGCAAAGAAAGAGUCGCACACAGAAAAGCCGCAUCUGCUCACAGAGGCCGAGCUUAUUGCAAAAAUGGACAAAAACGGGAUAGGAACAGACGCAACAAUACACGACCACAUCCAGCGAAUAAAAGAAAGGGCGUACGUCGAGGUCGUUGGCAAGAACGCUCUUAAAAGCACGUGGCUUGGGCGCUCGCUCAUCAACGGAUACAAAAGCAUAGGGCUCCAGGUAAGCAAGCCGCAUCUGCGAAAGGAGUUUGAGUCCAACCUCAAGAAGGUCUGUGCAGGCGAGUAUCCUCCGCAGGAGCUAGUGAGGCAGGAGCUCUCAAAAUACAGGGGCAUAUACAUUGAGAUGCAGGAGAACAUGGGCAAGUUCAAGGCAGAGUUUGCAAAAAACAAGCAAGCUACAGGCGGGCCGGGCGAAGACCGCCCUGGAGAGCACCCGUACAUCGCGCCAAAAAAAGCCACUGCGAAUAGCCCGGGCUCGUCUUACGGCGGAAAGAGCGGAAAGAGCGGAAAGAGCCGGCAAGGCACGCCGCCAGAAAAGGCCUUGAGCGGUGCAUGGGCAGAAGAGCCUGAGUGCGUGGACAAUGAAUAUGUAAAGAGAAAGAAGCAGAUGCUGGCAGAUGUGGGGCCCAAGAGCGGGCAAAAAACGGAGUGGCUCAAGACCCUGGGGAGUGAGAAGAAAGCGCGCGACAGCUCCUUUCUGGCAGACCUGCCGCCCGGUGCAGUGGUGUGCGACUGCAACAUAGAGGCAGGCGAAAAAACAGUAAAGAAGGACGGGCCGAACCAAGGAAAGCAGUUCUAUUCCUGCGCGGCAGGGCAGUGCAACUACUUCCUGUGGAAAGGCGCAGAAAAGAGCAGCGCCGCCCGCCCGCAGAGCAGCAGCCUAAGCCGAACAGAAGCCCCGCCUGCGCGAAGCAGGCCGCGCCCAGCCCCACAGGCGAACAGCAAGGUGCAGUGUGCGUGCGGGCUGGACGCAAAGUAUUUUCUCUCGAAGACAGCAAAAAACAACAACCGAGGGUUUUUCAAAUGCAACAAAAGCUAUAAGCAGUGCACGUUUUUUAUGUGGGAGGACGAAGCCAAUAAAUAA
Nematocida major is the source of this 2472-nucleotide messenger RNA. Its product is annotated as DNA topoisomerase III. Bases 1 to 2472 code for a protein of 823 amino acids. Gene Ontology annotation, molecular function: DNA binding; zinc ion binding; DNA topoisomerase type I (single strand cut, ATP-independent) activity. Gene Ontology annotation, cellular component: nucleus. The transcript has a single exon. Gene Ontology annotation, biological process: DNA topological change. The record is from RefSeq and is a predicted model, not a curated record. Lineage: Eukaryota; Fungi; Microsporidia.